AUGCGUUCUCACCUUUUGUCGCUGUGCGCUUUCAGCGCCACAUUAAUUAGUGCCGCUCCCUCCGGCCUCGGCUGUUAUGACGAGUCCGCCUUCAAACCCGAGGACAUCAUCCAACGCGACGUUCUCGUUAUCGGAGGUGGAGCUACCGGAACCUACGCCGCCGUCCGUCUUCGGGACCAGAACAAGACCGUCGCCGUCGUAGAGCGCGCCGACAAACUCGGAGGCCACGUUAACACCUUCCGCGACCCCGCGACCGGCGCACCUAUCGAUUACGGCGUACAGGCAUUCAUUCAGAAUGACCAGACAACACAGUUCUUCGAGCGCUUCAACGUCCAGCUGAACGCCUCCGCUCUGUCUCCUUUCCCGAGCAAGAUUGUCGACUUCAAGACCGGUUUCGUCGUCCCCAACGCCACGGCCGUCGACCCCAAUACCCUCGUCGGGCCCCUGGCGAACUACCUUUUCGCCACUCUCAACUUUGACUUCUUGGCUGAAGGCGCCUACGAUAUCCCCGAGAACGUUCCUGAGGAUCUUCUUCUGCCCUUUGGCCAAUUCGUCCAGAAGUACAACCUGACCGAGGUUGUCCAAGUCGUCUGGAUCUUCGCCCACGGUGUUGGCAACCUUCUCGAGACCCCAACUCUGUAUGUCUUGCAGAACUUUGGCCAGCCCCAUCUCCUCGGUCUCUCCAGCGGCUACCUGUACGCCCCUGGUGGCAACCAGCAGGUGUACGACAAGGCCGGCGCUUUCCUCGGAAACGACGUCCUGUACUCCAGCACUGUCGUUGCCUCCAAGCGCUCUGAUGAUGGCGUCAAGGCCGUCGUUGCCACCUCCACGGGCCGCAAGCUCAUCAAGGCCAAGAAGCUCCUGAUCACCAUCCCUCCUACCAUCCAGAACCUCGCGCCCUUCGACCUCGACGACUCUGAGACUUCCGUCUUCAACCAGUGGGAGAAUGUCCCCUACUACGUUGGUGUCGUCUCUGACUCCGGUCUUCCUGACCUAACCAACUUCCUCAACGUCGAUAUUACCGCCCCUGAUGCCCUCCCCUCCAAGCCUUUCGUCUGGCGCCUGGAGACCGUCGGCGUUCCCGGCUACCAGACCGUCAAGGUCAUCGGUGAGGCUGACUCUACCAAGGCCCAGGGCUUGGUCACCGAUGCCGUUCGUAAGGUCGGAGCCUCUUCCAACAGCACCUCUGCGACUGGCGGCGAGUUUGCCGCUUGGGAGGAGCACUCCAACCUCCAGCUUCACGUUUCUACGGAGGCUGUCAAGGCCGGUUUCUACCGCGACUUGUACGCUCUUCAGGGAAAGAGAAGCACAUACUACACCGGCAACGCUUGGUGCUCUGACUACUCUCCUCUGCUUUGGCAGUUCACUGAGAAGAGAAUUCUCCCCUCCCUGUAA
Messenger RNA from Colletotrichum abscissum, 1395 nucleotides. RefSeq names its product FAD dependent oxidoreductase. NCBI's taxonomy places the organism in Eukaryota, Fungi, Ascomycota, Sordariomycetes, Glomerellales, Glomerellaceae. The transcript has a single exon. Gene Ontology annotation, molecular function: oxidoreductase activity. The record is from RefSeq and is a predicted model, not a curated record. Bases 1 to 1395 code for a protein of 464 amino acids.